GGGCCGCCGGCGGGGAUGGCCGUCGCCCUGCCGCCCGGCCUGGGCCCGGGCGGCGCCGGCUGCGGGGGGCACCAGUGCGCGGCGGGCGCGCUGGCGAUGGGCAGAGGUCGGCCCGGCGCAGAGCCGCUGGGCGCGCGAGGGGGCCCGCCGCCCCCAGAGGAGGCGUGCCCGGGCCGCUCGGCCGGCGCCGUCGCGGCCCUCGCGGGGACGCUGGCCGCAGGCGCACGCCGGGGCCGCCGGCGGGGCCACCAGAGAGCCUCGCGGCCCCCGGCGCGCUGGCCAGCGCGCGCGGCGGCGGUGGCCGCGGAGACCGCCACCGCCGCCGACCCCGAGGAGGACGAGGACGAGAUGCAGGGCAUGAUGGACGAGCUGCGCAGUGAGCUGCGCGCCCUGCAGCCCGAGGAGGCCGACGGCCCGGAGGUGGCCACGGACGGGGCGGCGGACGCGAUCACGGACAUGACGGUCGACGUGAGCAAGAUAGAACGCAGCGGCCAGGUCUGCGUGAUGGGCGUGCCCAACUCGGGGAAGUCCUCGCUGGUCAACGCCCUCGUGGGGGCCAAGGUGUCCAUCGUGUCGCCGAAGCCGAACACCACGAGGCAGCGAGUCAUGGGCAUCGCCCUGCUCUCCCCGAGGCCAGGCGCCCCCCCGAACACGCAGGCCGUGUUCCAGGACACCGCCGGGAUCAUGGAGCUGGCCCAGGGCAACCUGGCGUCCGAGGACGUCCAGCAGCGACAGGUGGCCUACAAGCAGAAGGCGCUGUUCAAGCAGAACCCGUUGCACAAGGCAAUGGUGAGGACAGCUUGGAAAACAGUAAAGCAGAUGGACGCCGUGUUCUGGGUCCUCGACGCCUCGAAGCUACGCAUGUACGGGGAUUACUUCCCAGAGACCCCGAUGCUGGACGGGGUCCCCGUGGGACCGCCCACGCCGGACGCGUGGUGGCUCCACCCGGAGCUGAGGGAGGAGCUGGGCUUCCUCCGGAGGAUCAGGUACAAAUCCCUCCGCAAGGUCCACGUGGUGCUAAACAAGGUCGAUUUGCUGCCCGCGCUCGAGGUUGACGAUCCCGACGGGUUCAUUUCUAGCGUGAGGGAGCGGUUGGCCAAGGACCUCGGCAAGAACAACGAGGGCGAGCCCUUGCUGGGCAAUUUCUGGCCAACCUCCGUGUUACGCAAUCCAGACUCGCUCGCGCCGAUCAAGAAUUGGCUUUGCGAGAAUCUGCCGAUGCAGAGCCCCGUGUACCCCCCGUCAGCGGUAAGCGACGUUCCCGCGCGUGUGGCAGCAUCUGAGAUCACUCGGGAGAAGCUGUUCGGUGUCUUGAAGGAUGAGUUGCCGUACGAGACCACCGUGGUGAACGCAAUUUGGCGCGAGUCUAAGGACGGGGUGCUGAAGCUGGGGCAGAAGGUGGUGGUCAAGAGGCAGGGCCAGGCGUUCAUAGUAAAGGGCUGUCUGAGACAAAUUGCUGCUGCGGCCGAGGACGAGAUCUCUGAGACUGUCAACUUUGGAAGGCCUGUGGAGCUGCACUUCCACAUAGAAGUGGACCCGCGUUGGAUGGAGAAGCAGGAAUAUUACGACGACGUGCAGGGCCUGCUGAGCCAGCAGAGUUCCCUACAGGCACCGCAGACGUCGUGA
Molecule: messenger RNA, 1626 nt
Organism: Prorocentrum cordatum
Lineage: Eukaryota; Dinophyceae; Prorocentrales; Prorocentraceae
Source: the annotation of a GenBank genome assembly